Paramuricea clavata is the source of this 4186-nucleotide messenger RNA. The record is from the annotation of a GenBank genome assembly. NCBI's taxonomy places the organism in Eukaryota, Metazoa, Cnidaria, Anthozoa, Malacalcyonacea, Plexauridae.
GCCACCACCAUCAACAGAACAAGAAUUGAGGGAUGAUAAAAUCCCCAUGGCAGCUACGCCAAGAUCGUCGUCAUCAUUGCCUGUUGCCAGGCGACGAUCGAGUUUCAAAUCUUCCUUGUCUAGUACCAGUUCCCGAGAAGGUUCACCGCCGAAAUAUUUCACCCCAAGAAAACCAGGUAGGAAAGAUAGAUUUAAGUAGAACAUGUGGAAAAUAGAUUUAUAUACAAAUGUAGUGUUUCAUGGUAAUUAUUGAUCGAGACAAUCCUAUAUUGUAGCUGGCAAAAUUACAGAACCAAGGGCAACAUCGUCUACAUGUAAACGAAGAUCGUCCAACCCCACCCCUACUCACAGCGCGCCUUCUUCAGCAUCAAGACGAGUGUUAAGAAGUUCAGGGGAUGAUAGCAUCUUGCUAUCACUUUCACCAGUUUCGAAACCCAAGGUACAGUAUAAGAACUUUAACACGCAAGACAUGACGCUAGUACGCGUUGCCUCCUCUCACUAGAAAAGGCAUGGUAAGGGUGCAGACUUUCACACAGGGAGAACAACCAUUCGCCACCCAUGUUAAUUUCCAGGAAUACCCAUUCUCGUCCUCAGAGCUAUUUUCAAUAGAAUGGGUCUCGUUGAAACGUAGGCUAUGGAUUAGACGACCAAAAUCAAGGGAUAGAUCUUAUUGGUUUGUUAGAGAACUGCGAAUUUUUUAAAUUGAAACCGUUUUUGCUGGGCAAAAUCCCUCUAUCAAAAUAUCUCAAUACAAAUACUUUUUUGUAAUACUUCUCAUCCCAUGAUAGUUUUUACAAUGUAAUGCUCAUGCAUGAACUGCAAGUCUCUUGCAUUCCUACAAACCCCAGGGCCUAUGAGCGUUGCCUGAGAGAUACCACAACUGUUAAAAUAUUUUAAUAUAAUUUUCAAUCUGUGUUAUGUAGAGCACAAGAAAGACAAAUAGAAAAUUGAUCCCUGACAACGAUCCUCCCUUGGUUGAUACCAAAUCUCAGACCAUAGAUGAUUUACUAGACUGUGAUAAUACUGAUAACAUAUUAGGGGAUGUUGUUCCUAUUCAACCCAAACCGAUAGCGCAGGUAGGAAAUGAACUCUAUGCCCUAGUCAUAGAAUAAAGAUCCAUACAGAAGGGCCACUUACGUCGGAAGCUUUGAAGCUUCUGUCCUCGCGCAUUAUGCAUGUUGGCCGCCAUUUUCCUAGCCAGUCAAUGACAUUUUCUGGCGAAUAAACACGCUGUACUGGCUGGCUGCUCCGCCUUCUGGCCAGUAAACUGCAUAUUUUUGGCCCUUCUGUUACGGAUCUUUAUUCUGUGCCCGAGUUACCAGUAUAUUAGGUAGUCACUAUAUUAGGUACGUAUAAAUGCCCAGGGAUUCAAAUGACGAAAGCAUAGAGCAAGUGUCAGAGAUUUUCGCCAUAUUGGAUGAAAUAUGUCAAAACAUUGAGUGACUGGUGGAUGACAUGGAGAACAGUGGGUUUUUAAAACAAUGAAAAUACAAUGAACAUUCCGAUCACUGAUGGACACCAAAACCCCAUUAAUUUUUACAUUUUACUGACUUUUCUAAUUCCUCAUUACAGGCUGAUCUGAUUGACUUGUCUGGUUUAUAAUGAUAUUGGACAGGUAUAUAUCCACUUAUUUACGUACUGACGAAAAUCACUAAAUUCAUCUAGUCGCUGGUUUAAAAAUUGCUUUUUCCGAUCCGUAUUGACACGUAAAUAGUUUAUAUCCAUACAGCUAUAACGCUACAAUACAUUACUUCACACCUCUGUACUUCACACAAGAAUAAAGAUUAUUGAAUAUUGGUUGAAGUUUCGAAAUACGUAUGGACUUCAUUCAGGAAACUGCGCCACAAUCUUCUGUCUACGCGCUUUGACACGUUUUAUUUGCUCGUCUGCAUAUAGAUUAUAGGCAGCUUUGCAAAGUUUUUCUAUGACAAGUUCACACUUCGUUCAAAGCUAUAGGAUGCUAGCUUUUGAACAAGUCAGUGUAGUUGUCAUUGAAAAACGUGGCAAUAUACAGAUUUUGCUCGUCUGUGUGGGUCAACAAAGAAAAUAUGACGGCCAGAAAACCAAACAAAAACUUGUCGUAAAAAAAUGUUGUCUUUGUUUGUCUUACUCGUCUGUAUUAAGCGACAUAACAUUUAUACACCACGUGUACACUCAUUACGAUUAUUAAGUGUUAAAUUAGAACGGCAAAACGUGAACUAUGUACUCAGAAAAAUACAUAUAAAGUGCUCCUAACCUUUGCUGUUUUCUGUGCUUCAAACUUCUUUAAUGUACUGUACAAAAUCCAAUUUUCGCCAUGAAAUAUUCGUUGUACUUCGCAGCAACUCGCAUGUCGAGAAAGAACUUUAAACAUGGCGGUGUUUUUCCUCAUGACCAGCCAGCCAAUGAAAUCGCAAGGCUUCGCAUUAAUUAUCUAUACCAGCGCAAUUUUUUACCUUGGUUUAAAAUGGACCUAUAUUAAACCUAAUGAACAAAAUUUUGAUCUUAGACAAGUCUAGACAAAAAUUUGAAAGAACAUCACAAAAUUAGUAAUAUUCCGAAGUUUCGUUACGAAAUGUUGUAAAAUGCGGAUAAUAUAGCACUGCGAAAUUUGCCGUUUUUUAGCAUUUUGUAUACACACGGGAAAUUGAUACUGCUUUCUGAAAAAAAGGUGAAAUGGUUGUCUAUAGACUUGUCUAGAUCAAGAUUUUGUUCAUUAGGGAAUAAGGUCCAUAUAUAUUUUGCUUAUGAUCAGCUUUUUCGUCAGAGUAGAAUAUUUCUGUGAUUUGGAUAUAGGAACUAGUUUACUAAUUUUUUUCUCCUAUUAUUUAAUAUAGAUGGAGCAUUCCAAUACAAUAUUGAUCAGAUAAUUAUUUACACAUUAUAAUCAUUGAUGAAUUUGCAUAUUGUGUUAAUAUAUAUCGUGCCAAAGAAAUGGCUCAAUGGUGAACGAAGAAACCAAAAACAAUUUAAUUGCAAUUUAUUAAUAAUAUAUUUUACAAGACAUAUAUAACUUUGAAGGAAGCGUGCACUAUCGUGUGUGAAAAUUGAAUUACUAUACAAUAUACCGAUUCGAAAAUUAGUUGUCAAUUACCGACGUUUAUGCUAGAUUUAACAAAGAAGACUGACUAGUCUCGUUUUGGUGCUGUUUGCUCAUUCCAAAGGGCUAUAAUUUGGGCUUGCAUAAAUCGUUUUAAAUCGUAAAUAUAAAAUAAUGCAAAGCAUUGGCAGCUAGUUUUCGAAUUGGUCUAUUGUUCUGGUUUAUGAAAGCAAAGCACUUAUUCUUCAAUUCCAGGUAAAUUCUAGUAACCAUAUUACUUUAUAACAGAGGUGGAAAAUGGAUCAGAAAUUUUUAGAAUCUACAUUCCUGCCGAAACGCUCACAGACAUUUUUUAUGUUUGAUAUCUAAAUUACUAAAUACUUGAUUAUUGAAAUGAUUGAAUACCUUAAUUAAUCCACUAACUCGUUACCUAAAUUACAGCGGAACAGUUUUAUCAAAAAUACUCGUGUAGCCUGCAGUGGGAAAUUUGUUUUUAAUCCUGUAAAACUUUAUCACUUCAGGAUUUAUCUUAUAAAUGACAAUUUUGUUAUUUCUCCCUAUUGUCAGUCUUUUGCAGAAAAGUUUGAGCACUGACCUAAGUUCCCAGAUAGGAAAAAAAAAUUUUCCACCUCUGCUCUAUAACAAACCGCCUGUACAGCACGUACUGUAGAUAAUUCAUCUCCGAAGAGACAUCUCAACCCAGAAAAUGUAACAGCAAUCAUGUGACGGAACACGUUGCGAGACGAUCUCAUCUUCCUUUGACGUUUCACGUGGUUCGCCGGGUCCAUCAUUUGGGUUUCCUUCGCCAAUCAUCGAAAGAUAUUAGCAAAAUGUAAAUUUAGACAAAAGUAGUUUGAAAAUUUCCAUGUCUCAAGAAAUAAAUACGUUUUGUUAAUUUAUAGAAAUAUAUAAAUCUAUUUUGUCUUUGUGUUAAUCAAAGCAAGAAAUUCCCGGGUAGAAAUCUAUAUAGCUGCCAUUCAGUCAUAUACAGGAUUAUCUCGCGAUUACACAAAGUGAUUAGUAUAACAAAACGCAUUAUAAUGUACCGUUAACUAGAGAUAAACUAUUUCGCUGGCUCUUGUCCCGUUCCUUUAUUAAUAUCACUAACACAAAUCCAUCCGUCUACUGUUUCUCGCCAUAACGUUACCUAGACAUGAAAGAUGUACA